This is a messenger RNA of Cololabis saira (Pacific saury), 3380 nucleotides long. RefSeq names its product complement factor H-like. Lineage: Eukaryota; Metazoa; Chordata; Actinopteri; Beloniformes; Belonidae. The transcript has 17 exons. Bases 66 to 2867 code for a protein of 933 amino acids. The record is from RefSeq and is a predicted model, not a curated record.
UGUAUAAUAGUGCGUCAGUCGUUCACCUCCUCUUCUGUUUGGUGCUUUAGUGUAAUGAAGAUAAAAUGCAAAUGGGAACUAAAACCUGCGUUCUGCUCUUGUGGAUACAGACACUAAGCUUCGUGAAAUGUCAGAAAUGCACUGUUCAACAGUUUAAAGAAAGUAGUGACUAUGAUUUAAAGUUUGACACAACUGUUCUGGAACCUGAAUAUACUAAUGGGAAACAAGUGAGAGUGCCCUGCAUUUCUGGCUACACUGGCUUUUUCAAGCUGACCUGUGUUGGACCACACUGGAGGACUACAGGCUCAAAAUGCCAAGCAAAAUCAUGCGGUCAUCCUGGCGAUGCCCAGUUUGCUGAUUUUCAUCUAGAAAGCGGAGAUGAUUUUGUCUUUGGGUCGAAAGUUGUGUACACCUGCCAAAAUGGCUUUCAAAUGGUCAGUCGGACAAACUACCGUCGUUGCAUGGCAGAAGGCUGGGAUGGCAAUGUUCCCGUGUGUGAAGCCCAAAGAUGUCCGCUCAUUCACCCGAGCAAUAAAGUCCAGGUGAUCGGGGAUCAUGAAGAAGCAUCCUUUGGCAACGUAAUUCGAUUUUCUUGCAAGUCCAGCAAUCAAAUCUUAGAUGGAGCAAAUGAGAUUUAUUGCAAUGAAAAUGGAGAGUGGAGUGGCGAAGUUCCAGAUUGCAGAGAUAUUACAUGUGACACCCCUGUGAUUGAACACGGGAGUGUUCGUGAUGCCCCUCGUGAGUACAAAGAAAAUGAAAUCCUGAAUUUUGAUUGCGGCAAUGAUUAUAAACGCACAGAUGAAAGAUUUCCAACAUGCAUAAAAGUAGGAGGAAAAGCGACUUGGAGCCCUACACCUGGAUGUAAACUUAAAACAUGUGAACUGGAAUUGCAGACAGGGAGAGGAACAACAUAUAUUCCAUCCAACACAAAUGUGUUUUUACCUGGGAGCACGUUACAAGUGAAAUGUGGGCGGAAGCACUGGAUUGUGGACAGCCAAACAACCACAGCAGAUGUUACCUGCAAAAGUAAUGGAGAGUGGAGUAUCAGGCCAGUAUGCAAAGAGGUUAUAUGCAGCGACCCACAAGACAAUGCUGUGGAUCGGUUUUCUGUCUACUGGGGAGGAAGAAAAUUAGAUCAAACUGCUGAAUAUUCAUGUAGAGCAGGCUUUGAACCAAGAGGCACCACUACAGCCACCUGCACCAGAGCUGGAUGGAGACCAGAUCCACUCUGUAAAAGAACAUGGUGCUCAAAACCUGACCUUGAAAAUGCACGCAUUACAGGAACGUGGAAUAACAGGAACGUGUACAGCAGCGGUGACUCUCUCGGCUACACAUGCAUCAACGGUGAUGACAGAACCUUUACUCUCACUUGUAAUGAAGGUUCCUGGACUGGGCUUGAGAGCUGUUCAGCUGUCAAACCUUGUAUAAAACCUGUCAUUGAAAAUGGAUUUGCUAUUGGACCAGUCGACGACGUAGCCUCCUACUCCUGUCACGAAGGCUUUAAGCUUUUUACCAAAGCCUGGUGGGGUGUGGCCAGAUGUAAUAAGGGCAGCUGGCCUGAACUAACACAAUGUAUUGAAAACAGUCAGUGUGGAGAAGCCCCGGAGAUUCUUAAGGGGAAGACAACACUUAACAACAACGGAUAUCCCCAGAGUUUAAGGAUUGAAUGUGAUGAGGGAUAUCAUACUCAGACUUCUGAUCUAACUUGUGUCCAAGGAGAAUGGGAUUUAAAACCCAAUCAUAUUUGCAUCGCUGUUGCAGAUCUCUGCGAAGCACCACCUAAAGUUGAAAAUGCAAUUGUUACAACUCCGUAUCAGAUGAAAUACUUGUCUGGUUCUACAGUAACUUAUCAGUGCCGUGACACAUUUGUCAUGGAGGGUAAAGAGACGAUUAGAUGCAGAGAUGGGGAAUGGGAGAAGACCAACAUUAUCUGUAAUGCUCAAUGCGAAAGACUACAAGAUGAAAAGCUGAGAGUAGAGAAUUUGCCAAUGGAUAAGGAGUUGUAUAAAAAUGGGGAAGUCAUUGAGUAUGUGUGUAAUGCACAUGAUGCAGGUGAUAGAAAUACUGCAACAUGUGUUGACGGCCAGUGGACUAAAACAGUAGAAUGUCCAGGCAUCCCUUGCACAGUUGGUGAAAUGGAUCCAGGUCUCAGUAUAGAAGAAUCACCAGUAAACGGAAAAGUGAAAGCUGGAGAAAAGUUACUGUUUCAGUGCAGUGAUCCGUAUGUUCUGCAAGGUUCCCAAGAAAUUGAAUGUUUAGAUACUGGAGAGUGGAGCUCCCCCUUUCCAACCUGCUCUGAAACCUGCCAAAUCCAAGGAGUGCCUCAGAUCUUAUACAUCACCGAACCGAUACCAAACAAUGAACUAAUGAAAGGACAAACAGUAACGUUUGCUUGCCGUAGAAGCGGGGAGUUUAUUCAAGGGAAUGAAACGCUUGAAUGUUUGGCAAACAGAAGGUUGAGUGGUCCCUUUCCAACAUGUAAUCAAGGUCCUUCAGGUUGUCAGAAACCACCGAGUCUUGCAGAUGGAGAUGUCAAGGAAAGCAUGAAGCCUGAGUAUGACCACAAUGAAAGAGUUGAAUACAUAUGUCAGAGAUAUCAUAUCAUGGAGGGGACGGGACAAAGAACCUGUGUGAACGGUGCAUGGACUGGAGAGAUAAAGUGCCUAAAGCCCUGCACGGUGAAUCAGAGAGACAUGGACGAACGUAAUAUUAGGUUUGCAGUUGGAAGAGGUAAAAAGAUGUACGCAGAACAUGAGGACCACAUUACAUUUGUUUGUAAACGUGCUGGACAAGUCAGCUCACUACCACUUCGCCAGCAGUGUGUUGAUGGUGUGAUGGACCUGCCCACCUGCAGAGAUCAAUACUGAAGUAAAAUGGGUAAAAUUAAACAACACAGUGCACAAACAGGCAAAUGAUUAAAAGGAGUAAAGUGUUAUGAUCCACUUCUGUGUGACUAUUUGAAUAUACUCCGUCAUCUCUCUCUACCUGUUAAUAAUGAACUUUAUAUAAGAUGUUAUUUGACAAAAAAAAAAAACUUUUUUAUGGAGAGAAUUUGUGUCAGAUGAUUCUUUUCUUUUUAAGCUAUGUCUUUGAAAUCCAGUUGGAAUUAAACAGUGUUAAAAUGAUGUAUUAAUCAAUGUAAAAAUCAAUGUAUAAAAAAAAUCAAUGUAUAGCAAAUCUGGAAUUUAAUACUAAUGUAAAAUUCUGUGCACAAAUAAAAAUGUGUUUUAAACAUCUAAUAUUCAUCGGUAGCAGCUUUGGGAUUUUAUUUUUAUUUAUUUUUUUAUCAGAACACUGAACUUUCAAACGGGAAGCAUACUGGACCGUCAUAUCAAACAAUUUGUAUGUGCAAGCUCCCCAUACUCCUUUGUGUUUCUGAU